Malus domestica (apple) is the source of this 2121-nucleotide messenger RNA. RefSeq names its product sodium/calcium exchanger NCL-like. Gene Ontology annotation, biological process: intracellular calcium ion homeostasis; calcium ion transmembrane transport. Gene Ontology annotation, molecular function: calcium ion binding; calcium:proton antiporter activity. NCBI's taxonomy places the organism in Eukaryota, Viridiplantae, Streptophyta, Magnoliopsida, Rosales, Rosaceae. Gene Ontology annotation, cellular component: membrane. The record is from RefSeq and is a predicted model, not a curated record.
CAUUUUUUUAUCUUCUUGUUUCCACUCUACGGUACCAAAACAAUUUGCAAAUAUACAAAGCUCUCCGCCUAAAACAUGCACAAACCAUUUGCAAUCUAGCUAGCUAGCUCUAUAUAUACAGACGCAAAGGAGAACAACCAAAUGAAAAGCUACGUGCAAGCUUAAUUUCAGCAGCCUCGAGCCAAAACAUGGCAAAGAAACUUGCAAAAAUACUCCUACUCCUAGCCAUCUUGUUACUUGAACAAGCCGGCCCCGGCCAAAGUCGAUCGAUUACCAAUGAUGACGUCCCUUUGAGUAUGGUCACUGAUGGAGGAAACCAAUUACUUCUCCAAAACCAAAAUGUUUGGAAACCGUUUUUCUCUGGGCUGAUGGACUCUUUGUUCUCAUCAGAUAGCAGCUGUGAACAGACAUAUGGGUUCUUGCCAUGCACGUCAACAGUUCUGGGAAAUAUCUUCCUCGUUCUUGUGUAUGGAUAUAUGAUGUUCCUUUCAGCCAAGCUCUUAUCUAAUGGAAGUGAGAUUCUGCUGCAGAUCUUAGGGCCUGGCAUCGUCGGCGGUCUAUUUCUUCCUCUUUUAGGCUCUCUACCUGAUGCCACCAUUAUUCUAGCAUCUGGACUUUCUGGAGACACAGAAACGGCUCAAAGUCAGGUCUCAGUUGGAAUGGGGUUGAUGGCUGGAUCAAAUGUCAUGCUUCUGACAAUUCUAUGGGGCACCUGUCUCAUCGUUGGCAAAUGUGACAUUGAAAAUUCAAUUGCAGUUGAUCAAAAAGAUGAAAAACGAUUUAGCUUAACUGGAUCUGGAGUGAGCACAGAUAUUUGGACAAGCUAUUCUGCACGGAUCAUGAUUAUCUCUUUGAUCCCGUUUGUGAUUGUCCAGUUACCCCAAGUUUUCCACGCAACUUCAGAUAGUCGCGUAGCAAUUCUGAUUUCACUCGCUGUCUCCAUCUCUUUCGUGAUCGCAUAUAGCUUUUAUCAGGUAUUUCAACCAUGGAUUCAGAAGAGAAAACUUGCAUAUUCAAAGCAUAAGCAUGUGAUGUCAGAAAUUCUAAAACAAUUGAAGACAAAUGCUCUCGGAAGACUUCUUACAAAUGAUGGUGACCCUAACAAAGUUAUUAUACAAAAGUUAUUCAAGACACUUGAUCAGGAUUCGGAUGGUUACCUAAAUACCUCAGACUUAAGAUCUCUGAUAAUUGGAAUCCAGUUUGACGAUAUAGACAUAAAUAUAGAUGAAGCCAUUAUACAAGUGAUGAGAGAUUUUGAUACAUCUCAUGACUCAAAGAUUGACGAGGACGAAUUUUUCAGAGGAAUCUCAAGAUGGCUUAACAAGGCUAAGCGUGAGGCAAUAAAGGACCGUGGAAAGAUUCCACGGUCGAUGAAACUUUUAGAGGAAUAUGAUCAGAAAACAAAGAAGGAAUAUGAUCAGUUUGGGGAUCAAAUUGAUGAGGUUGUUGAGGAUGUAAAAAAUGCUAAGUGGCAUGCCUCCAAAGCAGUAGUGUUGUUGUUUCUGGGAACUAUAGUCGCUGCUGCAGUUGCUGAUCCCCUUGUUGAUGCUGUUGACAGCUUCUCAACAGCUACGAGUAUCCCUUCGUUCUUCAUCUCAUUUGUUGUUCUACCUUUUGCUAGCUCCAGUGAGAUAGUAACCACUCUAAUUUUUAUCAGCCGGAAAAAGCAAAGAACUGCAUCUUUGGCAUACUCUGAGAUAUACGGGUCAGUGACAAUGAGUAACAUACUUUCUCUAGCAGUAUUCUUGGGUCUGGUUUACGUUCGAAACUUGACAUGGAGCUUCUCAGCUGAAGUUCUCGUCAUUUUAAUUGUUUGCAUUCUGAUGGGAGCGAUUGCCAGUUUCCGCACCACCUUCCCUCUUUGGAUGAGUUCUGUGGCUAUACUGCUUUAUCCACUUUCUCUGUUGUUGGUUUAUAUUCUUGAUUACAUAUGUGGGUGGUCUUAGGUUCAUUCUACAUCAGUUUCAAUCUGAUUGCGAACAUAAUUUGAAGUUGGAGUUAUUUACUUCUUAAUUUGUAUCAUAUAUAUAUAUAUAUAAAUAUUGUGCACACUUUGUAUCUUCCAAGAAAUCCUCUUUCUAUCAGUACUUGAGAAACUAUCUUUGUCUCAUUGUUCUUUCA